Mus musculus (house mouse) is the source of this 1191-nucleotide messenger RNA. It is a transcript of the gene Serpinb3d, whose product is annotated as serine (or cysteine) peptidase inhibitor, clade B (ovalbumin), member 3D. Gene Ontology annotation, cellular component: extracellular region; cytoplasm. Gene Ontology annotation, biological process: negative regulation of interleukin-1 beta production. The transcript is spliced from 7 exons. The coding region runs from base 1 to 1161 and encodes 386 amino acids. Lineage: Eukaryota; Metazoa; Chordata; Mammalia; Rodentia; Muridae. The record is from RefSeq and is a predicted model, not a curated record. Gene Ontology annotation, molecular function: serine-type endopeptidase inhibitor activity.
AUGGAUUUGUUUGCUGUAGCCACUACUAAAUUCACACUUGAGCUGUACAGGCAGCUCAGAGAAUCAGACAACAACAUCUUCUAUUCCCCCAUCAGCAUGAUGAGAACAUUAGCAAUGCUUCUGCUUGGAGCCAAAGCAAACACUGAACAACAAAUUAAGAAGGUUCUUCAUUUCAAUGAAACCACAAAGAAAACAACAGAAAAAUCUGCAGAAUCUCAUGUAAAAAAUGUGCAUCAACAAUUUCAAAUGCUUAUGACUCAGUUAAACAAAUUCAAUAAUGCUUAUGACCUAAAGGUUCCCAACAGUAUCUAUGGAGCAAAGGAUUUCCCAUUUCUCCAGACAUUUUUGAAAGACAUUAGGAAAUAUUACCAAGCUAACGUGGAAUCACUUGAUUUUGCACAUGCAGCUGAGGAAAGCCAAAAGAAGAUUAAUUCCUGGAUGGCAAGGCAAACAAAUGGAAAAAUCAAGGACUUAUUUCCUAGUGGGAGCCUGAACAGUAGCACUAUACUGGUUCUGGUGAAUGCAGUGUAUUUCAAAGGACAAUGGAAUCACAAAUUUGAUGAAAAGCAUACCAGAGAAGAAAAGUUUUGGCUGAACAAGAACACAAGUAAACCUGUCCAGAUGAUGAAACAAAGAAACAAAUUUAACUUCAUCUUCCUGGAGAAUGUGCAGGCCAAGAUUGUGGAAAUACCAUACAAAGGCAAAGAGCUAAGUAUGUUUGUCCUGCUGCCAGUGGAAAUCGAUGGACUGAAGAAGUUUGAAGAACAACUCACUGCUGACAAGUUACUACAGUGGACAAGAGCAGAGAAUAUGCAUAUGACCGAGUUGUAUUUAUCUUUGCCUCAGUUCAAAGUGGAAGAGAAGUAUGAUCUCCGAGUUCCAUUGGAACACAUGGGGAUGGUCGACGCCUUUGAUCCACAGAAGGCUGACUUCUCUGGCAUGAGCAAUAGUCAAGGUCUCGUGGUGUCUAAAGUUUUACACAAGUCCUUUGUGGAGGUAAAUGAAGAGGGUGCAGAAGCAGCCACUGCCAUGAGUGUGGAAUCUCGCUCAUUAUCUGUACCAAAGCCCAAUGAUUUCUCUUGUAAUCACCCUUUCCUAUUUGUUAUGAAGCAAAACAAGACCAAUAGCAUCCUCUUCUUUGGCAGAGUGUCUUCCCCUUAACUGGAGUGGUUCUGCCAUGUGUCCAGAAAA